Scomber japonicus (chub mackerel) is the source of this 2847-nucleotide messenger RNA. RefSeq names its product bMERB domain-containing protein 1-like. Lineage: Eukaryota; Metazoa; Chordata; Actinopteri; Scombriformes; Scombridae. Gene Ontology annotation, cellular component: microtubule cytoskeleton; membrane; cytoplasm. The record is from RefSeq and is a predicted model, not a curated record. The transcript is spliced from 4 exons. Gene Ontology annotation, biological process: negative regulation of microtubule depolymerization. Bases 288 to 938 code for a protein of 216 amino acids.
GCCCGUACCGGGUGUCGGAUGGUGCACCACAAGCAAGUAUCCUGUCUAAAGAUUUAUAUGACUUUAUAACGUCAGUUAUAUAAUAGACAUACCCUACACUUUAUUAUUGAUGAAGGUUAUGAGCGUUUUACAUGGAAAACCGGACGGACAUGUACAGUAUUUGUGAUGCCGUGAAGAUAACCAGACAGACGACGUUUGUCCAGCCGUUACCGUAGUUACCUUUAACUCCAGCUAAGCUCACAUUACUUCAUAUUCAUUUCUAUUUCUUCGACGUUAACCGUAAAAUAAUGAGGGAGGCUUUUUUGAGACACGUCCGCCGGUUCCCGUGGGUCACUAACGUCACCCUGUACGGCUGCCUGUUCGCCGGUGGAGACUUCGUCCACCAGUGGAUUUCCCACCGGGAGAAAAUGGACUGGAAACACACGCGGAACGUCGCGGUGAUCGCGUUAGGUUUCCAUGGCAACUUCAAUUUCUUCUGGAUGCGGUUCCUGGAGCGGAGAUUUCCCGGGAAUUCUCUUGGGAUGGUGAUGAGGAAGCUGGUCCUGGACCAGACCACGGCGGCACCCUUGGCUACCAGCGUCUUCUACACAGGCGUCAGCUUCUUGGAGGGCAAAGAGGACAUCACGCAAGACUGGAGAGAAAAAUUCCUGAAUACAUACAAGACGGGACUAAUGUUCUGGCCAUUUAUGCAGUUUCUGAACUUCGCCUUGGUGCCUCUGUACGUGCGGACCACCUUCACCGGCUGCUGUGCCUUCGUCUGGGCCACAUUCCUGUGCUUCUCCCGUCAGAGCGGCGACGGCACGGCCGGUGCUGCCCUUACUUGGUUGUUCCCCCCCAAAGAGGAUGUAGCAGAACCCACACAGGAGAACGUAGACUCCAAAGAUAAAGCAGAUCCUCCCAAAGAGGAAACAGUAGUAUCUAAACCGAAACAGAACUGAAACAUGCAGAACCAGGCGGCGUAAUGGAGGGAGACACACAGGAACAACCUCAUGGCACUCAUGCGUAGCUCAAUGGUUGACACUGCCAGGGUCAAAGGUCAAAGUCUCACUGGGAUCAGACUAAAAAUGUGCAUCCCCAUGAUACGUUAAAGUGCUAUGGGAAACAGCAAGCAGCAAAUGGAAUGUAUACACAGUAUAUUUUUCAAUAUUCGUGCAACAUAUCAGCUCUGUAGUAAUAUGUCAUUCAGUCCUACCCUUCCAUCCCACAGUGAACUAUCUCAAUGACAUAUCCUCAUUGGGGUUUGUUUUCAUAAAUGCAGUAUUGUGUUAUCACAUUUACAACAUGAGCCUGUCCAUUAUUCUAUUGGACCAUGUUUAAUAAUACUGGAAGAUUUAUUUAGAGUUCUGUGCCUAGAACUGAAGCUGUGAUAAUGGAGAAGUGUUUGAUGAAGUGUUUCCUCUGAUUUACAUCUAAAUGAAAAGAGUUAUAUCCACUAUGUGGAGUGGCAGCUAACUUUCUAGUGUAGACUUUUAGCUUCAUAAUAUUUGAGCCAAAUUAGAAACAUUUAAAUAUCAUAAUCUCUUCCUCAGCCAGAGAGCUUAAGAUUGCUAUGACUGCAACAGAGUGCCUGAUUUCUAAGAUCUGUAAGACCAUCUGCUUUGGUGUCAGUUUACACUCUGGUACAAGUGCCAAAUACAGACAGGUACCAGUUAUGUAUUAAAUUAUCAAGUACAUAACUAUGUUUAUUAUCAUUUAUAUCUAAGUAGUUUAUAUCAACACAUUUUAGUAGGACAAUUACCAUGACAGCAAACAAGGACCAUGAUUCAACUGAGCUACGCAAACACAAAGCGCCCAAAAAAACACUAAACCAUAUCUGAAAAAUACAUAAUAUAUUGAGCUAUUUCUCUUCAUAAUUUAAUAUUUUAAUAUUAAGGUACUACUGAAGAUAACUUUGAGUUUGUUUAAUGAUUAAUGAACGUUGUGUCAAAAACAUCCACAUACUUGAACAUAGAAAACGCCUGCUUGUGUUUGUGCUUUAUGUUAUGUACGUUAAACUGUGCAUGUUCUCUCUUUUCUGUCUUUGCACCAUUUCCUUAUUUUUCAAUGGAGUUUGCUAUUUUAUCCAUUUAAAAAAAUAUAUACCUCUUAUAGUUUUCCUUGCCUGCAGUGAUUCUUGACAUUAUAAAAUCAGAUGCCUCCACCACGCAGCUCUCUGCAGAGGUCUAUAAAUAUAGCAUGCAGCUCUGCAAAAGAGUUGAAUGUUAUUACUUAUGUAUAGAAUUUAAAGUUUAACGCAAACUUUUUUUUUCUGUCCCAAACUUCUGCAUUAAGUUGUGUUCCCAUUUAUCUUACAAUUCCUGACAACACUAAUGUAGUUAAAUCUAAAAUGUAGAUUAGACAAGUGUGUUUAUUUAAUCUGCCUCACAGAAUUGAAUUAAUGUUAAGAAUAAUUUUAUAAUAUAUUUAAUUUUUUUGUUUUAAUUAGGGUAUAGAUAAACAGUAUAAUCCCUACAGUUGUUUAAUCCCUUGUAUUAGAUAUUGUUUGAAUUGCAUAUUGAAGUAUAAUUUAACAUUAAUGUACUAUUGGUGUUCAAGUUGUACGUUUCUGACAUAUUAAUUCCUGUUUAUUUGUACGCUGACACUGAAACUGAAAGGUCAAAUCAGUGAAUAUUCCCUUUUGUUCAUAUCAGCAAUAUUUGAACUGAAAACAUGGAAAAUGAACCACUACGUCUCUAUUUAGGUACAAAAUGAAAUUCUGUCAAUUAUCUUCUGACUGGUUUUUACAAAGAACAACAAUUUGAUCAGUACUGUUGAUUGUAAUGUAUUGGGGAAAUGAUUUGAUCACAUUUUGCACUAUAGUUGCACUAACUGUAGUAGAAAUAAAUUAUAUUUAUUGAAUAAAUUGGA